Molecule: messenger RNA, 1077 nt
Organism: Eublepharis macularius
Lineage: Eukaryota; Metazoa; Chordata; Lepidosauria; Squamata; Eublepharidae
Gene: FNDC11
Product: fibronectin type III domain containing 11
Exons: 2
Coding region: 1-1077 (358 amino acids)
Molecular function (GO): protein binding
Source: RefSeq, a predicted model, not a curated record
AUGACGUCAUCACGCAGCCAUGUCCGGAAAAGUGGUAUAAAAUCUAUAUUCAUAACUGACUUGGCUUUUCCUUUGCUGUUGUUCCUUUCCAGCCCAGGCAUAAUGAACAUUGGAACUAUUGAUGUCUACUUAAACAAGACGGGAAGCAGCCUCCAGACCAUGGUUUACAGCGAAGAGGAGCAGGAGAACGACGCCUGGAACAUGUACACGGAGAGGAAGAACAUUGUGCUGGAGUUCCUGUGCUCCGACUUGAGCCUGCACCUGCUCAAACGCCACCACAAGAGGAUUGAGCUUCUUAAAAAGUGCUCCUAUUACAUCGAAAUCCUACCCAAGCACUUGGCGCUGGGAGAUCAGAACCAUUUGAUGCUCCCAACCACCAUGUUCCAGCUGAUAGACCCGUGGAGGUUCCAGAGGAUGAAGAAAGUGGGGAGCAUCCAAACCAAAAUCCAGCUGUUACUCCUCUCUGAACUUUUGGAACAGCUGGAGAGAGGGCGGGAGGAGCUGGUCCAGUUCUUGGAGACCUACGACGUGAUGACGUUCCUCUCUCGGUGGGAUGUCAUCAGGCAAAGGUUGUCAAGUCUGUCCGAGCAGAUGGAUCAUUUCCUUGCGCUGCUGGUGCCCGGCAGGUUGCACAUCAAGCACCGUCUGGUCUCCGACGUCGGAGUUACCAAAAUCCCACACAUAAGGCUUGUCAUUAUCACAAAAAUGCCGGUGAUGUUUGAUCGGAAGGAAUCAGCAGCCCACCUGGACUGGGUGAGUCUCAGGUGGUUUGUCAGCAGUCAACAGCCACAAGUUGAACAAUACGAACUCCGUUUUAAGCUCCUGGAGCCCCGAGCCCCACAAGACAAAAUCCACUGUGGAAUAAUGGCAGUCACCUCCAACACGUGUGAAAUCCACAACCUCCAGCCUGACCGUUUGUACAGGUUCACGAUCAAAAGAGCAGAGAUUUACACCCUCGUUUAUGAACAGUGGCGUGAUUCCAUCUUGCUUAAGACAAAACCAUACCCUGAGGAAGACAUGGAGAGCGCCAUGUCUGAGCCUCACCUUUCCCAUCUCAGCAAUACACAAGGAAUGUAA